Messenger RNA from Hyla sarda, 2400 nucleotides. RefSeq names its product KLF transcription factor 2 (gene KLF2). Gene Ontology annotation, molecular function: DNA-binding transcription factor activity, RNA polymerase II-specific; RNA polymerase II cis-regulatory region sequence-specific DNA binding. The record is from RefSeq and is a predicted model, not a curated record. The transcript is spliced from 3 exons. Gene Ontology annotation, biological process: regulation of transcription by RNA polymerase II. NCBI's taxonomy places the organism in Eukaryota, Metazoa, Chordata, Amphibia, Anura, Hylidae. The coding region runs from base 358 to 1500 and encodes 380 amino acids.
GACAGGGAGGCGUGGCUAACUCUUUAAAGGGCUCCCUGAGCUGCUCCUCCGGUUGCAGACUGAUCUGAACUGAAGGGUUUAUAUAGUGCUGCUAAAUUUAGGCUCCAGUGAGCGCUCAGCCUCCUUAUCCUGAACGUGUUUCCUCCUCUCCUUGCAAUUGGCUUGGUGCGCCCCCCUCGUGCCUUUAUUUAUCAUCUAGGCCCCCUCUCACUGCAGGAAAGUUUAGUAGUCGUACUGCACGGACGGACCUCUCUUCUGAGAGGUUUAAUACUGGAACUUUGUAAAACUUUUUUAUUUCUUUGAUUGAUUUGAUUUUGUUGCUGCUGCCAUACUGACCCGGGUUUAAGGAGCACAGAGAUGGCCCUGACCGAGACCAUCCUCCCGUCUUUCUCCACGUUUGCGAAUCCGAGAGAAAAGUGCUUACAAGAAAAAUGGAAGAGCAUAUAUGAGUCUAAGUCUUCACUCAACAGCUGCAAUGUCCUGGAAGCAAUUCACAACAUGGACCCAUUCUGCACCAAGAAAGAGGAUGAAGAUCUCAACAAUGUUCUAGAGUUUGUGCUGUCCAUGGGAGCGGACAAGAACAUCCAGACCUGUGGAGAUUAUUCUGUGUCUCCUACUGAAUCCUGCACUUACUACCAAACAACCCCUUCUCCAGGGGGCUACAGUACCGAGCACAGUCCACCUCCUUACAGUUCAUCCAGCCUUAUGACCGAACUUUUGAGAUCUGACCUGGACAACUACUGUCAUGCAAACAAUGUUCAGGGCAGGUUUUUCAUUUCUCAGAACUUUGAUUUUCCAGACUCAAUCAAAACAGAACCAACUAUGGAUUCUUAUGGACCUGUCAUUGGCUUGGUGCCUCAGUCUUGUUCAAAGAUUAAGCAGGAAGGCAGUGCUGCUUGCAUGAUGGCAUAUGACCAGCCAAGGCUGGCAAACUCUCCACAGAUGGGAGGCAUUGACACCCCACCUCUGAGCCCAGAUGACCUCAUGAUGAAUGACUGUCAAACACAAUUGAUGUGCCAUCCAACAAUGCCAUACAGCCAUGGUUACCAGAAUACAACGGCUUUUCAUCAUCCAUCUUCCAAUCAGUAUCAGGGAGCUUCUCAGUUUAGCAUGUUUGAGGACAGUUUACCUAUGCAGUUGUCUGCUGCCAGAGGGGUUGUAACUCCUCCAUGCUCACCUUUGGAAAUCCUAGAUGCCAAACCAAAGAGGGGGCGCAGAUCAUGGCCCAGAAAGAGAACUGCUACGCAUACCUGCUCCUAUGCUGGCUGUGGGAAGACUUACACAAAGAGCUCUCAUCUCAAGGCCCAUCUAAGAACCCAUACUGGUGAAAAACCUUAUCACUGCAACUGGGAAGGAUGUGGAUGGAAGUUUGCCAGAUCCGAUGAACUUACACGCCACUUCCGCAAACACACUGGUCAUCGGCCCUUCCAGUGUCACCUUUGUGACCGUGCCUUUUCCCGCUCAGACCACUUGGCCCUGCACAUGAAGAGGCAUAUGUAAAACUUGGACUAUAGCAACUCAGUGUGGCACAUUAAAUACAUGAACUGUUCUUUUUGUGGACUGACUUGGGUCACACUACAGCUGGUUCUGCAUGGGCUUCUUCAUGUCCUCCUGCAUCUCUAGUGGACCUUGCAAAGAAAAACUUGACUUACCGAAGACAAAAGGCUGGACCUAGUAACUUGAACUUGCGCAUUAACUGGAACACCUCAUGGAUGGGGUUAUUUAGACAUAUCUGUAGAAAAAUCUGUAUUUUUUUUUUUGACUGUUAACCCUUUGCUUGCUUUAAAAGCAGCAAACAGCAUUUCACGGGGCAUUGAAUGUUAAACAUGGAUGAAAUAUACUUAGACUGCAUUGUGUGAUACACAAUGGUUCCAUGUAUUUGAAAUCUGUAUUCUUCAUAGAGCUCUCCUAUUGAUCCCAGGUCCUGUCACUACAGUAUGCACUUCCCUUACCUAUAGAUAUUUCAUGGGGGCACUUGUUAAUCACUGUAAUGUAUGCGGACUGGGUAAAGUUUUCCAGAAGAAUUUUUUACAUUUGGUAAUCUCCUUUACAGUGAAUGUAUGUAUUUGUGACAUUCCAUUGUUUAACUUGAUUGUAACUCCCUACUACAAGACAAUGUUUGUAUGAAACUGCCAUAUUGUGACAUUAUUUUUCCUUUGACGGGAUGAACAUUCGAGUAUUCGAUAUUUUGUUCUGUUAAAUAUAUGGAUUGCAUUAAAAAAAACUUCCCAUGGAAUAUUUUAUAUACAGUGUUUGCAAUGUUACACUAUAAAACUGCAGGGCUAGAGGUCUUGCCUGAAAAAACCUUUUAUAUUAUUUAUAUGUAAUUAUACAUAUCUGUAAAUACAUUUGUACAGUGUACAUAUGACGACAAAUGGCACAUUGCUGUUUUUGUUAAAA